Molecule: messenger RNA, 971 nt
Organism: Hyaena hyaena (striped hyena)
Lineage: Eukaryota; Metazoa; Chordata; Mammalia; Carnivora; Hyaenidae
Gene: PHOX2B
Product: paired like homeobox 2B
Exons: 3
Coding region: 1-945 (314 amino acids)
Biological process (GO): regulation of transcription by RNA polymerase II
Molecular function (GO): RNA polymerase II transcription regulatory region sequence-specific DNA binding; DNA-binding transcription factor activity, RNA polymerase II-specific
Source: RefSeq, a predicted model, not a curated record
AUGUAUAAAAUGGAAUAUUCUUACCUCAAUUCCUCUGCCUACGAGUCCUGUAUGGCUGGGAUGGACACCUCGAGCCUGGCUUCAGCCUAUGCUGACUUCAGUUCCUGCAGCCAGGCCAGUGGCUUCCAGUAUAACCCGAUCAGGACCACUUUUGGGGCCACGUCCGGCUGCCCGUCCCUCACGCCGGGAUCCUGCAGCCUCGGCACCCUCAGGGACCACCAGAGCAGUCCGUACGCCGCAGUUCCUUACAAACUCUUCACGGACCACGGCGGCCUCAACGAAAAGCGCAAGCAGCGGCGCAUCCGCACCACUUUCACUAGUGCGCAGCUCAAGGAGCUGGAGAGGGUCUUCGCUGAGACGCACUACCCGGACAUCUACACCCGGGAGGAGCUGGCCCUGAAGAUCGACCUCACCGAAGCGCGAGUCCAGGUGUGGUUCCAGAACCGCCGCGCCAAGUUCCGCAAGCAGGAGCGGGCGGCAGCGGCCGCCGCGGCCGCGGCCAAGAACGGCUCUUCGGGGAAGAAGUCCGAUUCGUCCCGGGACGACGAGAGCAAGGAGGCCAAGAGUACCGACCCGGACAGCACUGGGGGUCCCGGCCCCAACCCCAACCCCACCCCCAGCUGCGGGGCGAAUGGCGGCGGCGGCGGCGGGCCCAGCCCGGCAGGGGCCCCGGGGGCUGCGGGCCCCGGGGGCCCGGGAGGCGAACCCGGCAAGGGAGGCGCGGCGGCGGCGGCGGCGGCUGCGGCGGCGGCGGCGGCUGCGGCGGCGGCGGCGGCGGCCGGGGGCCUGGCUGCGGCCGGGGGCCCUGGACAAGGCUGGGCUCCCGGCCCCGGGCCCAUCACCUCCAUCCCGGAUUCUCUCGGGGGCCCCUUCGCCAGCGUCCUAUCUUCGCUCCAAAGACCCAACGGUGCCAAAGCCGCCUUAGUGAAGAGCAGUAUGUUCUGAUCUGGGAUCCCGCGGCGGCGGCGGCG